Molecule: messenger RNA, 1091 nt
Organism: Tarenaya hassleriana
Lineage: Eukaryota; Viridiplantae; Streptophyta; Magnoliopsida; Brassicales; Cleomaceae
Product: putative DNA glycosylase At3g47830
Exons: 5
Coding region: 107-1030 (307 amino acids)
Biological process (GO): base-excision repair
Molecular function (GO): catalytic activity
Source: RefSeq, a predicted model, not a curated record
AUAUGCAAGUUUUGGGGUGAAUUAGGACGAGAUUUUCCGCAAGAUGAAUCUUGAUCGGUCAAACCGGUGGAACAGAGCUGGCUAGGACGAGCCCAUCCCCGAGAUAAUGAACAAAGCCCAUAAGAGGAAACGCCCUCACCCACACGACGGCGACUCCAAAUCGCCGGCAGUUAAACCCACCGUCGACGGUAGAGGCGGGGGCGACCCGUACCCGACCCAUCCCAGGCCAACUCCUGACGAGUGCCGAGCAGUGAGGGACGUUCUCUUGUCUCUCCACGGCUUCCCUCCCGAGUUCGCCGGUCACCGCCGCCGGAGACUCCGGUCGCUCUCCGAUGUGGACGGAGGAACCGAUUGCGAUCGCCAUUCUACGGAUACGGAGGAGGAUGAGAGUGUGCUUGAUGGGCUUGUUAAAACGCUUCUGUCUCAGAACACCACCGAGGCCAAUUCCCUAAGGGCUUUUGCUUCUCUCAAAGCUGCGUUUCCGACAUGGGAAGAUGUUCUUGUUGCUGAUCUUAAAUCUAUCGAGGAUGCUAUAAGAUGUGGAGGUUUGGCCCCCAAAAAAGCUGCGUGUAUCAAGAACAUAUUGGCCCGUCUGCACAGCGAGAAAGGCAAGUUAUGCUUGGAGUACUUGCGAGGUUUAUCGGUAGAUGAAGUCAAAACCGAGCUCUCUCGUUUCAAAGGCGUCGGCCCGAAAACGGUUUCUUGUAUUCUAAUGUUCAAUCUCCAGCACAAUGAUUUCCCAGUUGACACUCAUGUAUUCGAGAUCUCGAAGACGAUGGGUUGGGUUCCAGCAAUGGCAGACAGGAACAAGACUUAUGUUCAUCUGAACAGAAGGAUCCCAGAUCUGCUAAAGUUUGAUCUGAACUGUCUAUUGUACACACACGGUAAGCUCUGCACCGGAUGCAAGAAGAACAACUCUUCUAAAUCCAAAGGGAAAGUAGCUUCAUCUCUUGAUGAUGAUGAUGAUGAUGAUGGUGGUGAUUGUCCUCUUUUGAAUCUUGAUGUAAAGACCCUGAAUCCAAAUGGUUAAUGUGAUGAACUUAUAAUGAAUGGCAAUGGCAUGCAGCCAUGACAUCAUUUCAUGAGGUAUC